AUGCCCGUACCACCGAAUCUGCUACCUCCUGCUAUCCAGGUUACAACCACUUUUGAAAAUAAUGAUGCUCCCUCUACCAUAGAACGUUCCCCAAUAUCACCAACUUCGCUCAGCCAUUUUCGAAGGGAUUCAGAUGCUAUAACACCUACAGCUCUCUCACCAUCUGGCUUCGAACGUAAUUUCCUGGGUGUGGAUACCAACCGGUCUCGUUCCUCCUCAGUCGGAGACGCGUCCAUACUUUCCGGAGUAACUGCUCGGCCCGACACGCCCUACAAUGGAAUUGAUUUUACCACAGUCGAGGACGCUCUUAAGCCCGACCCAGGGACCGAGGAUGACUUCAAAGUUGACAACAACCCCUUCGCGGGUUUGGAAAAGGGGCUAAGAACCGAUCUUGAGGCCGGGUUGAGCAUCGAUGAGGCUCAUCUGGACGGACGAGUGACUUUUGAGGAGGCGUCGGCAUACAAGAAAAAUGAUAGCCUUAAUUCUGACUCUUCGAGAGGUCAGGGUAGCGGAGGCAGCGGCGCGGCUGAGAUUACGAGGAUUACAACGGCUGGUGGAACAGUAGCCUCGACAUCUUUUAUUGACAGAAAAAGAGUUUUUAAGGAUAAUGUGCUACCGACAAAAUAUGCAAAGAGUAUUUGGAUGCUUAUGUGGGAACAGUACCAGGAUAAGAUUCUGUUGUUGUUGACUGGUGCUGCUGUCAUUUCAUUGGGCCUUGGACUGUAUGAGACAUUUGGGGUGGAACACGCGCCUGGGUCGCCCCCGGCUGUUGACUGGAUAGAAGGCGUUGCUAUUGUCGUGGCUAUUAUUAUUGUUGUGUUGGUUGGAUCUUUAAACGAUUGGCAGAAGGAAAGACAGUUUGUUAAGCUCAACGAAAAGAAGGAAGAUCGUGUUGUCAAGGCAAUUCGCUCCGGUAAAUCCAUCCAGCUCUCGGUUCACGAAAUUCUCGUUGGCGAUAUUCUCCACAUCGAGCCUGGAGAUCUUAUUCCUGCAGACGGUAUCUUUGUUCACGGCCACAACCUGAAAUGUGACGAAUCAAGUGCCACCGGUGAAUCCGACCAAAUGAAGAAGACCCCUGGUGACGAGGUUAUGCGCCAAAUCGAGGCAGGAACCGCAUCGGCCAAACUUGAUCCCUUUAUCAUUUCCGGUUCAAAGGUUCUUGAAGGCAUGGGUACUUACUUGGUUACCUCUACUGGUGUCAACUCCAGUUUUGGAAAGAUCAUGAUGGCUCUUCGUACUGAGGCUGAGGCUACGCCUCUCCAGGUCAAACUUGGCAAAUUGGCUGAUCAGAUUGCCUACCUUGGUGGAGGUGGUGCUGUCCUUUUGUUCUUGGUGCUCUUCAUUCGCUUCCUCGCCACCCUCCCCACUAGCAAUGUUGGUGCCGCCGAGAAGGGAUCGCAGUUUAUGGACAUCCUCAUUGUUGCCAUUACUCUUAUUGUCGUCGCCGUCCCAGAGGGUCUUCCUUUGGCUGUAACCCUUGCCCUGGCAUUUGCAACAACUCGUAUGCUAAAGGAAAACAACCUCGUACGUGUCCUACGUGCUUGCGAGACUAUGGGAAACGCCACGACGAUUUGCUCCGACAAAACCGGUACUCUUACUCAGAACAAGAUGACUGUUGUUGCUGGGACGAUUGGCAGAGAUGCAAGAUUCGAAUCCGCAUCUUCAGACGCUGGUGAGAAGGCACUUCCAACCGCACAAGCAGUUGCCAGGUUUUCACCGGCAAUCAAAGACCUCCUGCUCCAGUCUAUUGUGGUCAACUCUACUGCUUUCGAGGGCGAAGAGGAUGGUGUUCAAGCUUUCAUCGGGUCAAAGACGGAAACAGCCAUGUUGAUGUUCGCACGUGACUACCUUGGUAUGGAUUCAGUUGCACGUGAAAGAUCUUCUGCACACAUUGUUCAACUCAUUCCUUUCGAUUCUGCUCGCAAAUGUAUGGGUGUCGUCGUCAAGCUUCGCACUGGUAACUAUAGGCUCUAUGUCAAGGGUGCUUCGGAAAUCUUGCUGGGAAAGGCCACCAGAUACACAGGAGAUGUUUCCAACCAGAUCAUUGAGGAAAUCGAGUUGACAGGAGCCGAUACUGAGUCACUUAACGCUACAAUCAACUACUACGCUGAGCGCUCUCUUAGGACCAUUGGAAUGCUGUACAAAGACUACAACCAAUGGCCGCCCAUCGGUGCUAAGGUGAUGGAAGAUGACUCGAACAUGGCUGAUUUCGACAACAUCUUCAACGAUAUGACCUUCCUUGGACUUGUUGGUAUCAUGGACCCACUCCGCCCCGGUGUCUCUGAAGCUGUUGCCGCUUGUCAAAAAGCCGGUGUCAUCGUACGCAUGGUUACUGGUGACAACGUUGUUACUGCGCGUGCUAUCGCUAAGGAAUGUGGUAUAUACAGUGAUGGUAUAGUUAUGGAGGGCCCUGCCUUCCGCCAGCUCAGUGAAACUGAAAUGGACGAGAUACUUCCACGUUUGCAGGUACUGGCUAGAUCAUCCCCUGAAGACAAACGUAUCCUCGUUCGCCGUCUCAAAGAGCUUGGGGAAACCGUUGCUGUCACUGGGGAUGGAACGAACGACGGACCUGCCCUCAAGAUGGCCGACGUUGGUUUCAGUAUGGGGAUUGCCGGUACUGAGGUCGCAAAGGAGGCCUCCUCAAUCAUUCUCAUGGAUGACAACUUCUCAUCCAUUGUCAAGGCUAUGAUGUGGGGCCGUGCCGUUAACGAUGCCGUCCGCAAGUUCUUGCAAUUCCAGCUUACUGUCAACAUCACAGCCGUCCUUCUUACCUUUGUUUCCGCCGUCUCCAGCUCUGAUCGUACCUCUGUCUUGACCGCGGUGCAGCUUUUGUGGGUCAACCUUAUCAUGGACACGUUUGCUGCGCUUGCUUUGGCUACAGAUGCUCCCACACCCGAGAUCUUAAAUAGGAAGCCUACGCCAAAGAGUGCCAGCCUCAUCUCGCUGAACAUGUGGAAGAUGAUCAUUGGUCAAGCAAUUUUUCAGCUGGUUGUCACAUUCAUCAUGUACUUCGCGGGCGCUAGAAUUCUGGGCUACUCCACUGAGACCGAGAUCAAGGAGCUCAAGACUAUGAUUUUCAACACCUUUGUCUGGAUGCAGAUCUUCAACGAGUUCAACAAUCGUCGUCUUGAUAAUAAGUUCAAUAUCUUUGAGGGGAUGUUCAGGAACUACUUCUUUAUGGGUAUAAACUGUAUUAUGAUUGGUGGACAGGUUGGCAUCAUCUUUGUUGGUAACCAGGCCUUCUCCAUCAAACCCAUCAACGGAACCCAAUGGGCAAUCUGUAUUGUCAUUGCUUUCCUAUCUCUGCCUGCCGCUGUCCUCAUCCGCUGCAUCCCUGACCCCUUCGUUGGUGCAUGCUGGGACAAGCUCGUCAUCUUCUUCGCCCCUGUCAUGAGCGGGCUCGAGAGGGUGUGGCGCGCAAUUCCUCGACGUGAAAAGAAAGAGAAGAAGCCAACCGAUGAGGAGAAGGGCAAGGCAAACGCCUCACCUUGA
Morchella importuna is the source of this 3492-nucleotide messenger RNA. RefSeq lists its product as uncharacterized. Gene Ontology annotation, biological process: calcium ion transmembrane transport; intracellular calcium ion homeostasis. Bases 1 to 3492 code for a protein of 1163 amino acids. Gene Ontology annotation, molecular function: P-type calcium transporter activity; ATP hydrolysis activity; ATP binding. Gene Ontology annotation, cellular component: membrane; intracellular membrane-bounded organelle. The record is from RefSeq and is a predicted model, not a curated record. The transcript is spliced from 6 exons. Lineage: Eukaryota; Fungi; Ascomycota; Pezizomycetes; Pezizales; Morchellaceae.